UUUCAGUAAAAACGCACCCCUGUCACGUCUGGUGCUGUUAGCUCCUCUGUCCCUUCCACACCAAGCUCUAACGGAGGUUCUCAGGUUAACAACUACACUACCCAGAAUGCACCACCCGCUGACAUCACGCAUUCACCUGAUCACGUGACACCUCACCUGCUUCCACCAGGAAGUCCCGAAUACUGAUUACUGGCACUAUAAAGGUGCACGCCAAACAGACUACCACGCCGCGUAUUGUAGGUUAUCCUCGUACAAAGCGUUACUUAUCUCUUGUCUCAGUUUACUUUGUGUAUGACCUUGCUUUUGUUUUCUCGACGCCGAUUUUUGCCUCUGCCUUUGAUAUUGUAUUGUUUGUGUAUGACCUGGACUGUGCUUUCACCACCGCCUCUUGGAUUAUCUCUGAUACUGGAUUACUUGUGUAUGAACUCUGGACUGUCUCUCGUUUAUGUGCAUCAGAGUGGAGUCUGUGGGGGACUGAAGGAGUGGGUUCUACAGCUGUUCUCUAGACUAAAUGAAAAUGCUGCUGAUCUGUGGAGUUCUGUUGAUGUUCACAGGAUCUGCUGUGGGUCUGAUUACUGUAGGUCCUCAGUGCAGAUCUGAUCAGACUUGUGUGUUUUAUGAAGCUCUUGAACAUCCAAUGCACCUGCAGCUGCCUUCUGAGUCUGAAUUAACUCUAAAGAAGAUUGAUGAACGUGUUUCUCAGGUCAUUUUGAAAUGUAAAAAACAAAAGAUCCUAAUACACUUAAACUAUCCAAGAUGGCAGUUUGUUUCAGAACACAGAACCAUGAUAAUAACCAGAGCAGAGAAGAACGAUUCAGGAAGAUACAGAUUAGAGACCUUCGAUUCAGAAGGCACUAACAAAGGUGUUUAUGAUUUCCAUCUGACCAUAGAAGCUGUGGUGUCGUCAGUGGAAGUGAAAUACAGCUGCUUGUCCGGCUUAAACAGGCGUUUGUUCUGUUCGUCUGAUGGAGAUCAGAUCCACUUCAGCUGGACUUUCAGUAGAACCCCAUUUAAACAAAGACUUACUGAUGGGAAUAAGACUCUCCUGCUGGAUAAAGACGAAGUUGUGAAAGUUACCUGCCAUGUAGAGAACCAUGUGAGCCGUGGAAACAAAACCAUUGAAUUGCAUCAGUGCCCUGGAUCAUCUUCAACUGUUGGGAUUUCUGCCACAGAAUCUCCAGUAUCUCCAGCAUUUCCAGAGAGCAAAUGCACAAACUGUGAUAGUGGGUUGAUGGUGUUCGUGUCGGUGUGGCUGUUUGAGGUCAUCAUCCUGGUCUCGCUGUUGGUCGGAGCGUUUUACAUCUACACCAGAAUCUACAGGAAGCAGAGAGCAGCUGAGAGCAAGCAACAGGAGGGGGAGGAGCCUCUGUAGACCAACCAGAACCAAGAGGAGGAGGAGGAGAAGCCCAACACAGUACCAGAGAAACCACCUGACCCGUCCAUUCUGACACACCUUCACAAGUCUGGAGUUUAAAAGGAGAUUAUACACAUUUAUACACACAUUCAAAUCUUCACUGUAGGGAUUACAUGUUACUAUGUGCUAACAGUUUCUGUUAUAGUAGUACCAUGUCUAAUGUUUUCAGUGCAGUCAUAACAUGUUAUUAUCUAUCAACAUACUGUUAAUUGUUUUUGUUUUUUUUUACAGUGUACUAGAAACAUGUUAUACAUUAAAAUAAUCCAGCGAU
This is a messenger RNA of Astyanax mexicanus (Mexican tetra), 1685 nucleotides long. RefSeq lists its product as uncharacterized. The transcript is spliced from 7 exons. The record is from RefSeq and is a predicted model, not a curated record. The coding region runs from base 512 to 1372 and encodes 286 amino acids. Lineage: Eukaryota; Metazoa; Chordata; Actinopteri; Characiformes; Acestrorhamphidae.